Molecule: messenger RNA, 780 nt
Organism: Desarmillaria tabescens
Lineage: Eukaryota; Fungi; Basidiomycota; Agaricomycetes; Agaricales; Physalacriaceae
Exons: 4
Coding region: 1-780 (259 amino acids)
Molecular function (GO): oxidoreductase activity
Source: RefSeq, a predicted model, not a curated record
AUGUCUUCUGGUGUCGUUGCCGACCUCUUCUUCAUGCAAUCCCCCCCUAACGGCGAACGGGCAUAUAUCAAAAACAAUGCCGGCCCUGACACGAGAAACAAUCGGAACUACACCCUGGAGCCAAAAACCGUGACCGUCGAAAAUUAUCGGACAAAGCUGAACUCAGAAUCCAUUACUCUCGACACUGCUGGAUUCCAACUCUUCUCCAAUCGUCCCACGCAAUUUAUCAAAGACGGGGAGGUGCAGGUUGAAGGAUACUAUGAUGAGAGCAUCACGCUUUUGAAGGAGCUCACCGGAGCUAGUAAAGUAGUUAUAUUUGACCAUACUAUACGCCGUCGCCGCCCAGGUGAAUCUGGGGAUAAUCCAGAUAAACGUCAGCCGGCGGCUAUCGCCCAUGUCGACCAAACAUUCAAGGCGACCAUUGCUCGUGUCCAUCGUCACCUUCCCCCGGAAGACGCUCCUGGGCUGUUGGCCAAGCGUUUCCAGAUCAUCAAUCUCUGGAGACCGAUUGAGAACCCCAGCGACCGACUGGGCCUCUGGCGCUAUGCCAUUUCUCUAGCGGGAGAGACAUACGGUGUUAAAUACAACGAACGUCAGAGGUGGGGUUACUUUAAGGAUAUGCGACCCGAUGAGUUUGUUCUCAUUAAAUGUAAUGAGUCUGUUCAAGACGGAAGCGUAGCUCUAUACACGCCCCAUACAGCCUUUGCUGAUCCUACCACCCCGGAAGGAACACCGUUCAGACAAUCCAUUGAGAUCAGAACAUUGGUAUUCUAUGAUUAA